This is a messenger RNA of Salarias fasciatus (jewelled blenny), 2755 nucleotides long. RefSeq names its product short transient receptor potential channel 3-like. The transcript has 14 exons. The coding region runs from base 43 to 2694 and encodes 883 amino acids. Gene Ontology annotation, cellular component: plasma membrane; cation channel complex. Gene Ontology annotation, molecular function: inositol 1,4,5 trisphosphate binding; protein binding; store-operated calcium channel activity. Gene Ontology annotation, biological process: single fertilization; calcium ion transmembrane transport; regulation of cytosolic calcium ion concentration. The record is from RefSeq and is a predicted model, not a curated record. Lineage: Eukaryota; Metazoa; Chordata; Actinopteri; Blenniiformes; Blenniidae.
AUGAGCUGGGAGCAGACCCUCUAGUGUUGGACCACCUUCAGGAUGAACCACAGACCGCUGGCGGCCCACAGAAACAGCCGGUCUGCCGGGUACAACGACAGCCCCAGAGCCAGGAGCCGCGACAACCUGCUGGUGUGUGAUGACUUCGGGGAGGAGUACUGCUGCCCUGGACGAUGCCUCGGCCACAGCAGCUCUGAGAGGCAGCUCAUGGCUCGUCUCAGCGCUGUUAAGAGACGCCAGGCUCUGCGCGGCCCUGCCUACAUGUUCUCGGCUCCCUCCGUCAGCCUGACAGAGGUUGAGCAGCGCUUCCUGGAAGCAGCAGAGUACGGCAACAUACCAGAGGUGCGUCGCAUGCUGCUCCAUGUGCCCAGCUUGAACGUCAAUGCUGUUGACUACAUGGGCCAAAAUGCACUGCAGCUGGCCGUGGCCAACGAGCAUCUGGAGGUGACGGAGCUGCUGCUGGGGAGGGCCGAUUUGGCCAGAGUGGGUGAUGCUCUCCUCUUAGCCAUAAGUAAAGGUUAUGUCCGUAUCACGGAGGCCCUGCUCGGACAUCCCUCUUUUAGAGACGCCAGGCGCCUGACGGCGAGUCCCGCUCAAGCGGACAUGCUGGACGACUUCUACGCUUAUGAUGAAGAUGGAACGAGGUUUUCUCAUGACGUGACCCCAGUGAUACUUGCGGCGCACUGCCAGGAGUACGAGAUCGUUUACACCCUGCUGAGUAAAGGGGCUCGCAUCGAUCCUCCUCACGAUUACUUCUGUGGCUGCGAUUCCUGCAACUACCAGCAGCAGUUUGAUUCCUUCAGCCACUCCCGAUCGCGGAUCAACGCCUACAGAGGCCUCGCCAGCCCGGCCUACCUGUCCCUGUCCAAUGAGGAUCCGGUACUGGCGGCCUUGGAGCUCAGCAACGAACUGGCCAUGCUGGCUAAUAUCGAGAAAGAAUUCAAGAACGACUACUGCCGCCUGUCCAGCCAAUGUAAGGACUACGUGGUGGGCCUGCUGGACCUCUGUCGCAGCACAGAGGAAGUGGAGGCCAUACUGAGUGGAGAAACUGACUCUGAGGACAGCUACGACAUGCCGGGCCGGCCUUCCCUCACACGACUCAAACUGGCCAUCAAAUACGAACUGAAAAAGUUUGUCGCUCAUCCGAACUGCCAGCAGCAGCUGCUGAGUAUUUGGUACGAGAACCUGCCCGGCCUGAGGCAACAAACCACCGCCAUCAAACUGCUGGUGGUCCUCGCCGUGGCCAUCGGACUGCCGGGCCUGGCCGUGGCGUACUGGGUUGCUCCGUGUAGCAGAGUGGGGAGUGUCAUGCGCAGCCCCUUCAUGAAGUUUGUGGCCCACGCCUCGUCCUUCACAAUCUUCCUGGGUCUUCUCAUCCUGAAUGCUGCCGACCGCUUUGCCGGCACCACCCUUUUGCCAAACAUGACCCACCAUCAGCAUCCGGAGGGCUCGCCCCUCAACCCCGACCCCCUGCUGCUCUACCGAAUGACCACGACGCCCUUCACCUGGAUGGAGAUCCUCAUCAUUUCGUGGGUCAUGGGUAUGAUCUGGGCUGAGGUGAAGGAGAUCUGGAGUCAGGGACCGGGGGAGUAUCUGGUGGAGCCGUGGAACUUCCUGGAUUUUGGGAUGCUGGCGAUCUUUCUGGCCUCUUUCAGCUGUCGCUUCUCCGCUCUGAGACACGCCGACUUGGCCCAGACCUACGUACACGCUCACUACACCACGCUGAUUAACAUCACCCUGCCGCCCGAGAUAGAGUACUUUACUCUGGCUCGUAUCGACUGGCUGCCGUCGGAUCCUCAGCUGGUGUCAGAGGGCCUGUACGCCGUGGCCGUGGUGCUCAGCUUCUCUCGGAUCGCUUACAUCCUCCCGGCCAACGAGAGCUUCGGCCCUCUGCAGAUCUCUUUAGGACGGACCGUCAAAGACAUCUUCAAGUUCAUGGUCAUCUUCAUCCUGGUCUUUCUGGCGUUCAUGAUUGGCAUGUUCAACCUGUACUCCUACUACCUGGGAGCCAAGCAGAACGACGCCUUCACCACGCUGGAGGAGAGCUUCAAGACCCUGUUCUGGGCUAUAUUUGGACUGUCGGAGGUCAGGUCUGUUGUAAUCAACAACGGACACAAAUUCAUUGAGAACAUUGGCUACGUCCUGUACGGGGUGUACAACGUCACCAUGGUGAUCGUGCUGCUCAACAUGCUCAUCGCCAUGAUCAACAGUUCCUUCCAGGAGAUUGAGGACGAUGCCGAUGUUGAGUGGAAGUUUGCUCGAGCCAAGCUGUGGUUCUCCUACUUCGAGGAGGGCCGGACGCUCCCGGUGCCCUUUAACCUGGUGCCCAGCCCAAAGUCCAUGCUGGGGCUGGUCACGGCCAUCAAGUCCCUGCUCCUGCAGUUCGCUGAGCGGCACAUUGUGGAGAAAACAGAGACACAACUUAACCAGCUUGGUGAGAGCAAAAAUUCAGGAUACGGUGCUUCUACGAGCCCGACCAGAUAUCAGAAGAUCAUGAAGCGUCUGAUAAAACGGUACAUCAUCAAAGCUCAAGCAGACAGAGAAAGCGACGAGAUCACCGAAGGUGAGCUGAAAGAAAUCAAGCAGGACAUCUCCAGUCUGCGGUACGAGCUGCUGGAGGAGAAGGCGCAGAACAUGGAGACGCUGGACGGGCUGCUGAGGAGGCUGGGAGAGAUCAGCACGCCGGCACCGUAGCACUGCCUGCUGUCACACCCCACCAAAGAAAAUGUACAGAUCAGAGUGCCAAAGACUUAGA